ACAAAUGACAACUUUGAUUUUUCAAGUUUCUGUCUGCGAAUUAUUAAAAUACCAAAUCAACAGAGAUUUCAUCAAAAAAUGUCUGCACGUCAAGCUAUACAAGUUGGAACUAAAGCAGUUAAACCUGUACUUUCAACUACUCAUGGAGAAGCCAGAAGGCGGGUAUUGAAUCUAUACAAAGCUUGGUAUCGUCAAAUUCCCUACCUAGUAAGGGAUUUUGAUAUGCCAAAAAAUGAAGAACAAUGCAGAGAAAAGUUAAAGGAGAUUUUUUUGAGGAACAAAAAUGUAUCAGAUAUUAGAGUUAUUGAUCUUCUUGUGAUCAAGGGACAAAUGGAACUGAAAGAAGCUGUAAACAUGUGGAAACAGAAAGGCCACAUCAUGUCUUACUGGAAACCAACUGAAGAACCCAAACCCCAGAAUUUCCUUUCGAAAUUUUUCUCUGGUAAUGAAUAGAAACAAAGUGUAAAUAGUACCAGUUCUAAGUUAUAUUCAAUCAGUUAUGUUAAUAAAAUAGAUAUCUGUAUA
Molecule: messenger RNA, 525 nt
Organism: Plodia interpunctella (Indianmeal moth)
Lineage: Eukaryota; Metazoa; Arthropoda; Insecta; Lepidoptera; Pyralidae
Gene: ND-B14
Product: NADH dehydrogenase (ubiquinone) B14 subunit
Exons: 3
Coding region: 79-453 (124 amino acids)
Biological process (GO): response to oxidative stress
Source: RefSeq, a predicted model, not a curated record